Messenger RNA from Chaetomium strumarium, 796 nucleotides. RefSeq lists its product as uncharacterized. Lineage: Eukaryota; Fungi; Ascomycota; Sordariomycetes; Sordariales; Chaetomiaceae. The record is from RefSeq and is a predicted model, not a curated record. The coding region runs from base 106 to 507 and encodes 133 amino acids. The transcript is spliced from 2 exons.
CUCAUCCACCCAGAGCAGGUUCUCUCCUUCCGUUCCUCGGGUCCGGCUACCCACCUAUUUUUUGUUAUUUACUUUUCACUCCCCCCGCGUUCCGAUAAAAAAGAAAUGCAUCUCCUUCUCCCCCCACUCGCCCUCACCCUGGCGCUCGUCCGCCUGACCACCGCCCUGCCCCUCAACAUCAACCUGGGCGCCUACUCCCCCGCCCUGGUGGUCGGUGACGGCGCCAUCUCGUUUGAAGGAGAAGAAGGCGCAGCAGCCGGCGGGGGCCAGUCGGCGGAACAGAUUGUCAACGCCCUCCAGGGCGCGGCUGUCUCGGGUGCCUCCGCUGCUGCUGCUGCUGCCGCCGCGAACAACAACAACAACAACAACGGUGCUGCGAGUGUGACGCCUCCAGCCGUGGGCGCUGCUGCGGUGGUGCAGAUCGAUGAGCCGAGCCCGACGGUGGUGUUGUUGAACGACCCGGCGACGUCGGUGUCGGGAAAGGAGCUUGAUCCCCGCUUGCGAUGAGUCCUGUAUGAUGUAUUAUGUAUUGUAUAUUGUACAGUACAAACGCCAAGUACCGUGGCACACAUCGCCCCAGGACUCCUUCAGGAAGAUUCCGGGCGCGAUGAUCACCUGUCAUUUGCGACGGUGGCCCCUUCCACCGCUCACGAGAUGAGGGGUUGCGGCAUAUGACUGGUGUGCUGAAACUGAGAAAGGUAUAGUGCGGGAAGGCGGUUAUUGUGAGGAUAUGUUGGAUAUUCCCCUAAAGAAGUGGUAGACAAUGUGGCGGUGUGCGGCAAGUUGUUGUCUGUCU